AUGUAUCUCGCCUCCUCCCUUGGAAUGCCCUUGCGCUGGCGCAAGCGGCCUCAAUAUCCUCCUGGACCAUUUGUUGAGGAUGAAAUUGACUCCCUAUCCCGGGAAUUGAAUGGAUCAUCCCAUGCCGGAGAACUCCCAGGAUAUGAAGGUGCCAAAGCCAGGGGCACCGCGAAUCAAUCUCCAUUGAUUCUGGACGUUGAGAUACUAAGUGCUUCCAAUGCCUCUUCUAAUGCUGAGAAGAAACCUGCCCAGGAAUAUGGUACCUCCGGUUUUGAUGCAAACCAAACCUCUUCCAAAAUGGAUACAAAACAAGGGCCAAAGUCGAACCCAUCUCCCCAUCCGGCUGGAGGAACUCAGGUCCAGAGGCCAGGAAAAUCGCAUUCACGGAGCUCGUCCAAAUCCCAGGAUGUGCCUCCUGUGAUCCGGCCAUCUAAACCGGCUUAUGCACAGGUAUCCAGCCCCCAAAGACCCCUCCCGGGUACUAACAAAGAGCCCAUUCCUCAUCGGCCAGGGUCAACCACCCGGGCACCUGGGCCCCGUGAGGAUGCGCUCACGCCAAAGCUUCCACCAAAGCCGAUGGCAUAUGUGACUCAGAAGAGCCAGGCAGCUUCAUUCAACACUAGCACCCCUUCAUUACACCGGGAACAUGAACAGACCAAGGCUGCUUACCCACCCGGACACUCCCAACCGGAGCCAGAUCGAAGUUCUGGUGUGAGAAUAAACUCUCUGGCACGGUCCGCGCCAGAUGUGACUGAGAAAGGCCCCAGUGUUCCAUCCCGCACCCCUUCACUCCGAAGGGGCAAGGAGCUGCGCAAGUCCGGGUCCCCAGCUAGAUAUACUCAGUCUGAGCCAACUCGCCACUCCGAAGUGCGAACGAGCUCACCGUCGAAGCGAAUUCCGGAUGUAGCACGGCAGCCACCAUCUGUUUCUUCACGGGCGCCUCCUAUGCGUCAGGACGAAAGAGAAUACAUACCUACUCACACAGCCAUAUCUACUCGGGCGGAGCCUACGAGGGAUUCUAGGGUGCCAGCUAGCUUGUCUCCACAGAGGCCAGUGUCAGGUGUAGCACAACAGCCCCAGGUUUUCUCAUCGCAACCUUACCCAGCGCCUCAGGGAAGCCAGAACGGUCCAUUGCCUGUCACUCAUCAUCAUGCAGAACUAGCCCGGGAUACUACUGCGCGGGGGCCUCCACUUCCACCAAAACAGCUAUCUGAUGCGACACGCCAAAGUCAGCCUACGGCACCACGUCCCCUCCCCACUCCGCCAGAUGAUGUACAGCACAAACCCCGCCCAUCCUUGGCUUCCUAUCAGCCAGAGACAAUUGUUCAGGAGAGUGGCGUUCGGGUUGAAAAGCUUCCACCAAGACCAUUCCCUGAAGGACCAAAGUCAAUUCAACGUCCUCUUCCCACUCCUUCGGAGAGCAUACAGUACAAGUCUUUUCCAUCUUCAAUUCCACCGCCAAGCUCUUCGCCUGAUACGGCACCCUUACAACCCCUCCCGUUACGGACCAUCCCUUUGCAUCCAUUGCCGAACUCCCCAGCAGAAGGAUCACGUAUGCCAUCUAAAAGCACCACAAAGGGUCCAGGAAGCGUGCAACAGGCGCUACCUCCCAAACAAUCGACAGCAGACCCUCGGCCCGCUACAUCUGGGUAUGCUUCCAAACCGGUCACCGCUCAUCCUGAAAGCGUACCACGGCCCUUGAACCGUAGCUCAACCCUCCCCGUCGAAGUAAACUCACCUCCUUCCCCAGGGUUGAGUGUUGCUGAAAGGUUGGAAGAAAAGCUAAAGCUCCGUCGAGAACAACGUGGAUCGGGGGACUUCUCACAAACUGCUGCGGUCCAGUCAAAAUCAUCGGAUUCUCUGGCAUCACAAAUUCCAGACAGUCGAGCUCCUCCAGUUCAACCCCCAGGGGGCUGGCCUUCAGAACAACCUUCUGAUUCUCCUUCUACCGGUCUUUCCCAAUUUCCGACGCUUGACCACUCUACAGGCGAGUCCAAGCCGCAGCCUAAGACGGCACCUCUAAAGUCGGCGCUGAGGUCCCGAUCUCUGGAUCGAAGCCAGUCAGCAUCUACUAAAAUCGCUCGAAGGCGGACAGUGGCCUUCGCCGAAACCCCUGUGGAGUUCCCUUCCCAAGCUCUAGUCACAGUUGACCACGAAACUGCUUUGACGCGGCUGCAAACCGAUGAAGAUGGCUCAUCAAAUUCAAGCCGGUCAUCAUCACCAAACACGGGUCUUACACUCGCCCCCUGUCCAAGGUCGAUACCAGUCGCAGGAUACCAGGAUUGGCACACUAUCGAAGGGCUGGACCAUCUCGAUAUCUGCCCUUCCUGCGUGAAACAGAUGCGCAAGUCCAAGUUCCGCGAUCGCCUUAUCCUCAGCCCGGUCAACAAAUCCCGUACUGAACCAGUCCGCUGCGCCAUGAGUGAGCCAUGGACCCGUUUAGCGUGGAUGCAAACCCUGAAGAAGAAGCUCGAGCGUCUAGAUCUCCUUUCCGAAGUCACUCGGCCCUCCCUGGGUACCAAAUCCUGCACUGGGCGUAUUAUCAGUGAUCAAUCUUGGUACCGUAUCAUCGAUUCCGAUACAGGGUCGUACCUCCCACAAUUCAACGUCUGCUCAGCGUGCAUCCGCAACAUCAAACUUCUAUGGCCUGUGCACCGCGGGACAUUUGAACGUAGCAGCACGCCCCAGGAACGCGUCUGUGACUUUGUCUCCGAUAGCCCACGAUUCAUCAGAUACAUCGACGCGCUCGACCUUUCAGCAAACCGGGCAGAACAAGAAGACUCAAAGCCUGAACUUAAAGAAUUCUUGGCGUAUGCACGACGCAAGGUCGUCCUCCGAGACUGCCGUCGUAGCCGCCUGAUCUUCAACACGUGGCACUACAUGCCGCAGCUUCCAGAAUUCACGGUCUGCGAGGACUGCUACGAUGAUAUCGUGUGGCCGCUUGCAAAGGCGCGGCAUCCCAUGGCUCGGGACUUUUCAUCCGUGAUGCGUCUUCUCCCUGGGGAUACGGGGACGGGGACUCGGGAGGCUAGCUGCCAGUUAUAUUCGCCUCGGAUUCGAGCCAAGUUCAACGAUGCUGUGCGGCGGGAUGACUUGCCGUUUAUCAGGUGGAUGGCGAUGACGCGCUACGAGGCCGAGAAGCGGUUCAGGGACCGCCAGGAUGAAUUGUUGGAGGAUCAACGAAGAGGGUAUGAUUGUUCCGGGGAUUUACGCAAGAACCUGGAGGACUGGAAACGCUACGAGUGA
Messenger RNA from Aspergillus versicolor CBS 583.65, 3246 nucleotides. RefSeq lists its product as uncharacterized. The transcript has a single exon. NCBI's taxonomy places the organism in Eukaryota, Fungi, Ascomycota, Eurotiomycetes, Eurotiales, Aspergillaceae. The record is from RefSeq and is a predicted model, not a curated record. Bases 1 to 3246 code for a protein of 1081 amino acids.